Molecule: messenger RNA, 7567 nt
Organism: Mauremys reevesii (Reeves's turtle)
Lineage: Eukaryota; Metazoa; Chordata; Testudines; Geoemydidae
Gene: FRMPD2
Product: FERM and PDZ domain containing 2
Exons: 39
Coding region: 1-5667 (1888 amino acids)
Biological process (GO): protein dephosphorylation
Cellular component (GO): cytoskeleton
Molecular function (GO): protein binding; protein tyrosine phosphatase activity
Source: RefSeq, a predicted model, not a curated record
AUGAGCAUCUCAUGUGUGACUCUGGCUGAGGUCCUGCAGCUGAAGGGAAGCCCUUUGGAGGAAGAAGAUAUAUGGGCUCUCUUACAUCUGGGUACAGAAAAUCUUCUCCAGGACCUGCCCAAAGAUCCACUUACCCAUGUGAUUUGCCCAUGGUCAAUGGUACUUUCAGCCAGAGGAAGUUUGUCUUUCCAAGACAAUAUGUCUCACCAAGAGGCUGCCCCUUUCAGGGCACCAGAACUGCUCCAAGGACAGAGUAAAAACAAGCAUGUUGGAUUGACAAAGAUGCUGGUGUAUUCGUUGGGAAUGACCCUCUAUUGGUCAGCAGAUUAUCAGGUUCCUCCAAACCAGUCCCUUCAGCUGAGUGAUCAGUUGCAUGCCCUGCUGCUAAAGCUGUGUGAAGAUCUGCCGCAUAAAAGACUUUCCCCAGAGUCCAUUUUGGAGGCAUGUGAAGUGCACCAGAAGGAAUCUUCCUCUUCUCCUGCAAGUGUUUACAUCCAGAGAAUGGUCAAAUUUGUGCUAGGAAGCAUCACUGAGGUAGAACAGGUAGUCACUGAAGACAGCCAGCUGAACAGAAGCCAUGUGAUAAGGAAAAGGCUGCAUGAGAAAGCAUCUGACAGCUCAGCAUUGCCCUCCCAGCUGAAUUUUCAUCAAGGGGCCAGGUUACUGAAUUAUAGUCAGUCGGCAGAGGAUUACAGACAACUCUCUGUGGAUUAUUGUGACUCCAGUAGCAUUUCGGAGAGCACAUCUUUGAUACUGUCAAACAGGGGCCGCAGGAGAGGGAGAGCUCCACAGGCACAGCAGGCGUGGGACCCAAACCGGAGUGGGUCGAGGACACACAGUAGCUACAAGCUCUUCAUUAACAGAUCAGCAAGUGCUGUGGAUGAAAUCCCUGCUGGAACUCAGAAGAACGACAAGCCCAACCUUCUGAAUUUAGGCUCUACCUUCUCGGUGUCUGCCAAGGACUCGUUAGCAGCUGCUGCAUCUCUGAGGUGCAUGUUCCAAAGGAAAGAAAAGUUUUCAGGGCCAGAAUUUAUCAUUCUGUCCAGUGAACCACCAGUGACCUUACAAUUGCCUGGAUCCAUUGUGACUAAAAAAGGGAAAUCCUAUUUGUCUCAAAGGGACCUCAGUGUGAUUCUGCUCAGUGGGCAGUGCCUUGAGGUGAAAUGUGACAUCAAGUCGAAGACGAGAGAUGUCUUCAAUACAGUCGUGGCCUACGCAAACCUGGUGGAACAUUUCUACUUCGGCUUAGCUUACCUGAAAGGUAAAGAGUUUUUCUUUUUGGACGAUGAGACCAAACUCUACAAAGUGGCCCCAGAGGGCUGGAAUGACCAACCCAAGAAGAAAACCUUCAUCAUUAACUUCACGCUCUUUCUGAGGAUAAAAUUCUUCGUCAACCACUUUAACGUCAUCCAACAUGGUCUGACAAGGCAUCAGUUUUACCUGCAGCUUCGUAAAGAUAUUCUGGAGGAGCGGCUGUACUGCAAUGACGAGACCUCCCUGCAGUUAGGUGCUUUAGCCUUGCAGGCAGAACUUGGAAAUUAUGCUCCCGAGAUGCAUGGGAAGAACUAUUUUCGCGUUGAAGACUACGUUCCCGCGAGCCGGAUAGAGAAAAUGACCCUGACGUGCAUACAGCGAGAACUCGCCAAGCUGCACCGCAUGAACCACUCCCUCUUUGAAGAUGAAGCCGAGCUGGAAUUUUUAAGGGUGACUCAGCAACUCCCGGAGUAUGGGGUGCUGUUCCAUCGGGUGUCCCAAGAGAAGAAGGCAGCCGGAGGGGACACUGUCCUGGGAAUCUGUGCCAAGGGCAUCAUUGUGUACGAGAUGAAAAACCGCACCAGAAUUGCCAGUUUAAGAUUUCAAUGGAGGGAAAUGGAGAGGAUUUCAGCUCACAGAAGAAAGUUCAUGAUCGAAAGCAACUUCAGUGGCAAAAAACACACGUUCGUCACUGACACGGCAAAGACUUGUAAAUAUAUACUGGACCUCUGCUCUGCCCAGCACAAAUUUAAUGCCCAGAUGCAUUCCAGGCAGCUUCAGCAAGCUUCGUCUGAGGACAGCAAGUUUAUGGAAAUAGUCAAAUCAAAUUCUGCGUAUGCAACUCAGCACGAACAUCUUGCCCUGAUUCAGAGACUAUCCUGCUCAGAAAAUGUGCUGUACGGGGCUAACCUGGAGCACAUGUCUGCUGGGAUGAUGAGCAAGUCUUGCGAUAACCUCAGCGUGGAAACCAACAAUGGGAUUGGGGACAAAAGCAAUCUAGGCAGUUCCCACUCUGGAUUGUCCCAGUCAGAAGUACACAUUAGUUUGAAUGAAAAACGACGGAGUUAUGACUAUCUCUCUCUCCAUUCAACUCCAAAUACAGCCAGCAGUGAUCGGCUGCUGGAGGUGGACGGGAUCAGCCUCUGUGGCAUCACGCACAAGCAGGCUGUGGAAUGCCUGAAGAAAUCUGGCCAGGUUGUCAGGCUGCUUCUAGAAAGGGGACGUCACAAAUCUGCAGAGCCGUGUCCAGCUGCUAAAGACAGAACGGAGGAGAAAUCUGUGAUCGUUUCCUUGGCAACGCCCUUGUCAGCAAGUCCCAACGGCUACUCCUUUGCAACAGAUGAUAAUACGUUUGAAGUCAAGCUGAUGAAGAACUCUGGAGGCCUCGGCUUCAGUUUUCUGCAGAUGGAAAGAGAGGCUUGCGAACACCUCGGAGGAGAGAUUGUGAGGAUCAAAAGACUGUUUCCAGGGCAGCCAGCUGAAGAGAAUGGAGAGAUUGAAGUCGGAGACGUUAUUUUAGCUGUUAAUGAGAAACCUAUUCAAGGACUCUCGUAUCAGACCCCAGUGCCUUCUCCGGUUAAGGAGUUUGGGACCAUGACACCAGCUACCCCAGAGCCCAGUGGUGGCGCGUCUCACGCUGCUAGUGAGAGGGACAGUACCUCUCCAGAACUGGAAGACCAUAUGGAUUCUGAAGCAGUGGCCUCUUGCGGUGACCCUCCUGAGGAGGAGAACUUUUCUCCUGAGGAGCAGGACACGGAACCUUUCCAAGAGAAGCCACAUGACAGGCCUGGAGCCCACAGUGAGCGCUCCUACAAGCACCUCUGGAAAUGGCGUCGGGAAGCCAUUGCCUCUGAGACGUUCCUGUCUCUGGAGGAAGAGGUGAUGCAGAACUGCUACUCACCAUGUGAGAGCGGAAGGGCUGAAAGCCCUGCCUUUGAGAGGAGUGAUGAUGACCUCGCCAGCACCUAUUGCAUCCCUGACAAUCUCUCCCCCACCCCAGCUGAUGAGGAGUAUCUCACGCUCAGCUCCACAUCUUUGACCUUGCUCUCAUGUGGCGGGAGCUCAGACACGGCCUCCACCACUAUCGCCACCCCGCAGCCACGUGGCCCUUUCUCGGCCCCCUUCCCUGCUAGAGAACCGGGCAGUAGUGACAACGAGUGGGAGGACUUUGAGGAACUAGAGGGAGAGGAGAAGGAAGAGGAAUAUACCAUGGAAACGGAGGUGCUUGUCACUGUGACAAGAUCAAAGAACAAUUGUUAUGGAUUCACGGUGGUUCCUAACAAACUGGACAACUGCCUGUAUGUGGAGGAAAUCCUGGCUGAGCCUAUCCUGUCUGAUGGAAGACUGAGAAGAGGGGACAGACUCAUUAUGGUGAAUGGCGUUGAUGUCACAGCAUUCUCCUUUGAUGAAACCCUGGCGUUGCUGCACAGCUCUUCUCACGAUUUGAGCCUGGUGGUUGGCCGGGUUAAGGAGGACCCCCAUGCCUCUGUUAGACCAGAUGAGAUUCCUGAAAUCACUCUCACAAAAGACGACAAUGGACAACUGGGCUUGAAGUUAACAGGAGGAGCCGGGAGCAAAUUGCAGGGUAUCUAUGUGCUUGAGAUCGUGCCAGGCUCUCCCGCCAGUAUAGAAGGCAGCUUGCAGCCACGGGAUCAGAUUGUCUACAUCUGCGGGCUAUGGACGGAGGGCCUCAGCCUGGACGAUGCAGUGCGAGUGUCAAAGCACCCGGAGGAAGAAAGUGGUUGGGUUGAGCAAAGCACAUCUGACUCAGCAGAUUAUGAGGACUGCAUCAUUAAGAUUGAGCUGGAGAAAACAGCCAACGGGAGCCUGGGAUUUGCACUGGUAGGUGGCAGAAAUGGCCGGGCUAUCCUAAUUAAAGCCAUCAGCCCAGGAAGUAUCGCUGAUCUCGACGGGAGGCUUCAAGUGGGUGACAUCUUACUAAAGGUGAAUGGAGAUUUAAUGUCUGGUUUGACGCGCAAUACGGUGAUCGACCUCUUACGCAAGGCAGAAGGCACCGUUCAGCUCACUGUCUGCCGAAGCGCGGCAUUGCAUUGGGCUUAUUCAGGCAGCCAGCGUGAUACUUCUUCCCUCCAGAGCACAACAGCCCAGUCGGUCUCUUCUCCACAGGGCUCGGAAGCUGCAUUAGGUGCUGACCUGGAAGGAAGAGAUGAACAAGGUAGCGAGGGAAACCUAGAAGCCGAGCACUCAUUCACUUUCAGAGGAGGGGAAGAGGAAUCCAGCCAGAUGUGCAGCAAGCAUGUCUUGAGCCCAGUCUCCUUCAAGCAGGAUUCAGAAAGUAAAUGCGGUUCACCCCUGCAAAGUCAAUCAACUGAACUGGAGUAUGAGGCAAAUGCAGACAGAUCACAGAAAUACUCCAGGUGUGAGAGCAGCCUUAGAACAGACAGUCAGGAGUCUGAGACUGACAGCUGGAUGAGUGAGGAAGAUGAAGUGUCCCGGCGGAUUUCCGUUCUACCCAGAGGCAGAACACUUGUUUCUGAAGACGAGCUGACUCAGCUGACUCACAUUAUGCCAUCGCUGACUGGGGUAGAUCUGAGGUCUCGUCUCAGAGUUCUGAUACAGAACCUUCGGAGGCAGAUUGAAGAGCAAGAGAUCCUGAAAGAGUUUGUGGCUUUAGAACACAUGAAACCACUCGAUGGCUGCCGAGUUGGGAAAGCGCCAGAAAACCGGGAGAAAAACAGAUACCGAGAUAUCCUUCCAUAUGAUGCGACACGGGUUCCUCUUGGAGCAACCAGGGGCUAUAUUAAUGCAAGUUACAUCCGAACGCAUAUUGGAGAAGAGGAACAUUUCUAUAUUUCAACACAAGGGCCUCUGCCUUGCACUGUGGCUGAUUUCUGGCAAAUGAUUUGGGAGAACGAGUCAGAUGUGAUUGCCAUGAUGACGAAAGAAGUGGAGCUUGGAAAAGUCAAGUGUCACAGAUACUGGCCUGAAGCUCCACAGCACUCGCUAGACCUCAGUGAGUUCCAUCUCAGGCUGGACAACUACCAGAUCUUGGAAUAUUUUAUCAUCCGAAUAAUAGAAAUAAUUAACAAGCAGACAGGAGAGAGACGCUUCGUAAAACACUUGCAGUUUACCACUUGGCCAGAUCACGGUACUCCCAGACUGAUAGAGCAUCUCGUAAAAUUCAUUCGCUACAUGAGAAAAAUUCACCAGACGGGCCCCAUAACAGCCCACUGCAGUGCUGGGAUUGGAAGGAGCGGGGUUCUGCUUUGUAUUGAUAUUUUGCUGAGCUGCAUUGAAAAAGAUCUAUGUUUCAACGUCAAGCAGAUAGUGAGAGAGCUGAGGCAUCAGCGAUUUGGCAUGAUUCAAACCAAGGACCAGUACCUGUUCUGCUACGAAGUAGUGCUGCAAGUACUGCAGAACAUUGAAGCCAUGGAAUCCCAUCUCCUCCAAUAAAAAUCUCUGCUAUUGCCACUCGUCUUGGAGACCCCCCUCUUACUUGAGACUUAUUCUAAUGGGCUGUCAGACCAGCAUGGACAGGCGCUGUACUGCGUGCACUAUCUUGCUUGUCACACUGUGUUAGGAAAUGUUGAUUUCUAAAGCAUUUCUAAACCAGCAUAAAGUAGGUUGGUAAAUUAUUUAUACGCUGGCUCACUGGUAAGUUGCCACAGAGAGUAAUUUGGAUGUCCCGUGUAACAGCAUAUUGGUGGCCAGGAGAAUGUCUUUGGCUAGUGGCUAGGAAGUAACGUACACUGUCAAGGACUGCAGCUGUAUUCAGUUAGCUUUAAUAUCGGAAGGGCAGCUAAGAAGCUCUGAGAUCAUGACUGUUUCAAGUUGAAGGUCAGUUGUCUCUCUCAUGUCACUCUAGACUUUUGCUCCUGUAUUUUGAAUCAGUAUUCUCUGCUCCCAGUGAUGCUCUCAAGGGGGGUGCCAAUUCAUUUGCUUCUGGUUGUUUGAACAACUUAGAGCCAUUUUCUACCAUCAUUCUAGCUUUAGGUGGAAGUUUUCAUAAAUAAAUUGAUGGCGGGACAUGAUCCCAAAGCUCUAGUGAGCUAGUUUUAGAGCAGGCAGAGAGCUCCAACAAUUGGAAUGGAUGGCUGUUUUCCCCUAGCAAUAUCAGCUGUGUAGAUAUCAUUAGCUCCUUUCAUUCUGUACCCAUGUCAAAAGGAAAGUAUUACUAAGCCAGCUCUGUGAGUGUGUGUAUAUAUAACUGUCACACUAAACAUGCAAUUCUUCCCUUCCCAUUGAUUUACUACCUAAUAGUCCCUUAUUUAGGGCCUGAUCCAACUCCAGUUCAACUUGAUGGAAAGCUCCAUUGAUUUUGGGGGUAGGGGGGUUGAAUCUGGUCCUUAAGCAACAUUAAAUAGCUCUGUUGUACUAUACACUUUUUUGUGAAAGCUGGUUCAUUUUCUGCAAGUUCCAGUUUGAGCAAAUCUCUCCUGUUUUUCCCUUCCCUCCCUUCCCCUCCAAUUCAUCCCAUGAGACUGAAAUCUGCAUUAAACUGGAAAACUCUCUGGGAUAUCUUACCUACCUCACAGCCUGGGGCAUUGUGGGGGUUCAUUUGUUCAUGUUUGUAAAUUGCAAACUACUGCUAUGAUAUUACUGUAACUCGUUUGCCUAGAGGGUUAUAUUUAUGGAAGUAGAAUUAUUAGCUAUGCAACAGAAGAUCACCUUCUGUUAAAAACAGGCAACACAGUGGUGAAAUAUAUUAACAGCAAUGUGUGUAUAAAAACUGCUUCCUUGACUUCAAGACAGUAGUAAUAUUAAGAGGUAUUUGCAUACAAAGCCACUCUGCAAGCUAUAAGAUAAUAAAUACUCUUGUUUCAUUUUAUUAUGGAUCAGAAUGAUAGAUUUAUGGCAGAAGACGAAUAUGACAUUAAAUACAACUUAAAAGCUUGACUUUCAGAAAAAUGCAUCUUUAUAAAGUUAUUCUAAGAUUCCAGGUCAAUUUCUCCUUUCUGCUCUCAGCUACCCUGGACUAACCCAAGAGUAGAAUUUACAACAUAAGCCAGAUGCUGAUUCAGUCACAGUGAUAGAAAUCCAGAACUCCUAUUAAGUCAUUGGAGCAACUCCAGAUUUACACUGCUGUAAAUGAGAACAGAACCUGGUGUUCUAACUUGAAUUAACUGAGUUUGAGCCUUCUAGAAAGCAUUAUUCUCCAUGCAUUAUGAAUUUGUUUUACUCUCUGCAUGCUGCAUCUAGAGUAGCCAUUAUUUGCACAGAUUUGUCAAGCAUCGUUAGCCAAAUGUUCAUAAAUCUGUUACCUCUAUUGGGUUUUGGCCUUUCACUUUGGUUUUAUUUACUGCACUGUACAUGUAUUGCUAUGUAAGAUAAAAUUGCACAACCUAAUGCACAA